AUAGUACAUAGUACAACAGACAAAAGCUCCCAGCUCCCUGUCGCCUGCUGACAACUCGCAACCUUUACCCUGAAUCUCAUGCAUUUGGAUUUUUCUGAUAUUUCCCAAAGUCCUUUUUAAUUGGAGCUUGAAGAGCGUUUGAGAUUUACUAGAGGAUUUUCGCCAUCGCCGGUGGUAUCGAGAGGCUGUAAGCCUCUGGAGAGCUUGUGAGAAACACGACAAGGAGUACACUAACCAAUACGAGCACUCAUCAUGGAGUAGAGUCGAAUGCUUUUCGUGUGGAAUAGCGGCCAAUAACCCUUGGGAUUCAUUCGUUCUCUGUUGCCUGGUUUCCAGAAAUCAAUAGCACCGUGACAAGAGUUACCGCUGCGUUUGUGCAGUUUAAACACUGGCUGCUCUUCUUUGGAGCACAUCUAAAAAAAAAACACACCUCAUGGAAGGUCAUCUUUUCAUUUCCUCAGUGAGUACAACUGGAUUUCUUCAUAUCAACUGAUGGGAAAAGGUUGAGAAUAACUUCAGAUCAACUUUUCUUCAAGGGUAUGAACUAACUAUGAAAUAACCAGGAUGUAUAUAUAUGGGUCAUCUUUUCCUUCAGUGAUGUCCCAGGCUAUAUACCCCAGCUGAGUGUUUGUAUCUUGAUUGCCUGAAUAGCUGCUGAUACUGCCGACAUCUCUUUGGGGUGACGGCGUGCUCAUGACGGCUCUGGUCUGAGCUUCCACAGACGUCACCCUCAGGGCAUUCGUCUGAAAAAUGACUGAAGGACCUUCCAUGGCCGACUCCGAGCUUCAGCUGGUCAACGGCAGUGGGACGGGCGCGGCGAGGGGGGAAGGCAGCAUCGUCCAGGUGGUCGUGCCCACCCUGGACACCCUCAUCCUGGCCACCGGCCUGCUGGGCCACUCCCUGGUCGUCGCCAUCCUGGCGGGCCGGCGGAGGAAGGACAGCCGCGCCCCCCACAGCACCGACACCCUGCUGUUGGCCCUGAGCGCCGCGGACGUCCUGCUGCUGCUCUGCCUGCCCUUCCACACCUCCGCCAUCGCGCUGGGCCGCUGGCCCUUCGGCGGCUUCCUGUGCAAGGCCAUCAGCUUCCUGGGCGUGGCCUGCUCCGCCGCGUCCGUCUUCACGCUGGCGGCGUUGGCCGUGACGCGCUACCUCACCGUGGUGCACCCCAACUGGGCCUUCCGCUCCCAGAUGCGCCAGCGCAUCACGCUGGUCGCGGCGCUGCUCUGGGCGCCGGCGCUCGCCCUCGCCGCGCCCCAGUUCGCCUUCCGCACCGUCAGCUCCUCCAGCGCCGUGUACUGCUUCGCCUUCCUGUCGGACGUCAGCCAGCUGGUCUACAGCGCCGCCCUCUUCCUGUGCGCCUUCGCGCUCCCGCUGGGCGUCAUCGUGCUGAUGUACGCCAAGAUCUACCGCUUCCUGCGCGGCGCCGGGCAGCUGGGCGCGCCGCGGCUGGAGCGCUACCAGAAGCAGGUGACCCUCACCUCGGCCCUGCUGGUGGUGGUGUUCACGCUGCUCUGGCUGCCCUCCUACGCCCUCAUGUUCUCCUUCGUCGGGGGCACCGUGGGGGGCACCGAGGGCUUCCGCUACGUGGCCCUCCUGGCCCGGCUGCUGGCGUCGUCGGCGGCGCUGGUCAACCCCGUCCUCUACGUCUUUAUGUCCCAGAAGUUCCGGCGGGACCUGGCGGCGCUCGGGGGGAGGCGCUGGGAAGACUGCCGCCGCUUUCUGAGGGGCUGCCCGUACGCGCGGGGCAACAGGGACACGGUGCGGCCCUUUGUGCUGGACACCACGUCGGACGGAGCACAGAACUGACGGACGUCACUGGACCCCCGACUGCCCAAGCUCCUCCCCCAGCUCCUCCCCCAAGCUCCUCCCCAAGC
Messenger RNA from Gadus macrocephalus (Pacific cod), 1874 nucleotides. RefSeq names its product galanin receptor type 1. The record is from RefSeq and is a predicted model, not a curated record. Bases 751 to 1806 code for a protein of 351 amino acids. The transcript has a single exon. Gene Ontology annotation, cellular component: membrane. NCBI's taxonomy places the organism in Eukaryota, Metazoa, Chordata, Actinopteri, Gadiformes, Gadidae. Gene Ontology annotation, molecular function: G protein-coupled receptor activity. Gene Ontology annotation, biological process: immune response; G protein-coupled receptor signaling pathway.